Papilio xuthus (Asian swallowtail) is the source of this 1809-nucleotide messenger RNA. RefSeq names its product ribonucleoside-diphosphate reductase subunit M2 (gene RnrS). NCBI's taxonomy places the organism in Eukaryota, Metazoa, Arthropoda, Insecta, Lepidoptera, Papilionidae. The record is from RefSeq and is a predicted model, not a curated record. The coding region runs from base 97 to 1227 and encodes 376 amino acids. The transcript has 6 exons. Gene Ontology annotation, molecular function: ribonucleoside-diphosphate reductase activity, thioredoxin disulfide as acceptor. Gene Ontology annotation, biological process: deoxyribonucleotide biosynthetic process. Gene Ontology annotation, cellular component: cytosol.
GAGGCUCCAUUUUAUAGACAUCUUUCAGUUGAAGUUACGGAGGUUAGCCGCCUCUGAAGUUUUUAAUUAAACGUAGUGAAAUUUAACUUUCUAAAAAUGUCUAACGCGUUUGAUAAAGAAAAUAUUUACGACGCAAUGACGAACGUUCAUAUAAAGUCUCCCGUGAAAAAUGUUUUGGCUCCGCAGAAUGGAAAUGUUGUUGAGUACAAAAUGGAUGUGGAAAAAGAAGAUACGGAUAAAGUAGCGGAAUUUAAUCCCGAAUUGGAACCACUCUUGCGAGAAAAUCCGCGCCGAUUCGUCAUCUUCCCCAUCCAAUAUCCUGAUAUCUGGCAAAUGUACAAAAAGGCUGAAGCUUCAUUCUGGACUGUAGAGGAAGUUGAUUUAUCCAAGGAUUUAUCAGAUUGGGAAAGUUUAAAGGAUUGUGAGAGGCACUUUAUUAAACAUGUUUUGGCAUUUUUUGCUGCUUCUGAUGGUAUAGUUAAUGAGAAUCUAGUAGAGCGAUUUUCACAAGAAGUUCAAAUUGGUGAAGCAAGGUUCUUUUAUGGAUUCCAAAUUGCUAUGGAGAAUGUACACUCUGAGAUGUACUCCUUGCUGAUUGAUACUUACAUUAGGGAUCCUAAAGAAAGAGAUUUCUUGUUCAAUGCUGUUGAAACUUUACCCUGUGUAAAGAAGAAGGCAGACUGGGCACUGCAAUGGAUCGCCAGCAAGACAGCAAACUUUGGUGAAAGGAUAGUUGCCUUUGCUGCUGUGGAGGGCAUCUUCUUUUCUGGAAGCUUUGCGUCAAUAUUCUGGUUGAAGAAGCGUGGCUUAAUGCCUGGUCUGACCUUCAGCAAUGAGCUGAUUUCUAGGGAUGAGGGUUUGCACACGGACUUUGCAUGCCUAAUGUUUAAGUACCUAGUGCAGAAGCCAAGCAAAGAGCGAGUGCUGCAAAUCAUCAAGGAUGCUGUUGUGAUUGAGCAGGAGUUCCUCACAGAUGCAUUGCCCGUGCGGUUGCUCGGCAUGAACUGUGAACUUAUGUCGCAAUACAUUGAGUUUGUUGCUGACAGACUACUUGUAGAUCUGAUCGGAGAGAAGUGCUACAACACAAAGAAUCCAUUUGACUUCAUGAAUCUGAUAUCAUUAGAGGGCAAGACAAACUUCUUUGAGAAGAAAGUGGGAGAGUACCAAAAGUGGGGGGUGAUGUCCAACAGGAUGGAUAAUGUAUUCACAUUAGAUGCGGAGUUUUAAGUUAUUGUAAAUAAGUUUUUAGUUUUGACAGUAUUAUGGAUAACAUUCACAAUUAAUAUAGGCGGUUAAUUAUCCAAAAGUAAUACAUCUGAAACUUUUUAAACAUGUACAAAAUGUUGCAUUUUACAGCAUCUUUCCUCUUUGAACUAGAAAAAUAACAUUUUCCUAUUUGGUAGGUCUGUUAUAGAAUUAUCUGUCUGUCUGUGCAAUCAUCCAAAAGUUGUAGCUUACAGGAAAGAUGAAAGCUCUAAGAAAAGUAGUUUAGUACUAAAAUUAGAACAAGGCUUGUUGGCCAUUUAUUUUUGAGCCCAGUGUUGCAUGAAGCUUAGAAUAUUUAUAAACAUAAUAUAUAAGAAAUAUUUUAGGUAUUACACUUUUUGACAGUAGCACUGGAUGUGCUCAUAAUUUUCUAUGUAUUUUUAAUUUAAAUUAUGAAUAGUUUAAUUAUAUUACUUAAGAGAUUGUUUGAUGAGUGUCAAACAGUGAUUUGAACUGAUCCUAUGAUAAGAUAGUUAAUGAGUAUUGUAUUGUGUUUAAAGUGUAAUGAUGAAAUCAUUGAGAAUUUAAUGAUGGUGUAUCAUU